Vicia faba (fava bean) is the source of this 1677-nucleotide messenger RNA. The record is from the annotation of a GenBank genome assembly. NCBI's taxonomy places the organism in Eukaryota, Viridiplantae, Streptophyta, Magnoliopsida, Fabales, Fabaceae.
AUGAUGAGAAACUAUAUUAUUUUAGUAUUCUAUGCAUUGGUUGUGUUGCCUGCCAUUUUUGGAUUCAAGUCAUCAAUACAGAAUGGAAAAACGAUGUGCAAAGAGAAGGAGAGACAUGCUUUGCUCAAUUUCAAAAAAGAGCUUCAUUUAGAUUUUGACAUAUUGUCUUCGUGGAAGGACAAUCGAAAUGAAGAUUGCUGCAAAUGGCCCGAAAUUGAAUGCAACAGAGAAACAGGUUAUGUUCAAAGGCUUGAUCUUAAUCUUUCAUAUACAGACGAUUUCACUUUCAAUGGUAACAUGAGUUCCUCAAUAACUGAGCUACAACAUCUAAAAUAUUUAGACCUCAGUUAUUUGAAAGGAAACAUUCAAAUCCCAAAGUUCAUUGGCUCCUUUAGUAACUUAAGAUAUCUUGAUCUCUCAUAUGGUGGUUAUCAUGGGAAGAUUCCUUCUCAAAUGGGGAAUCUUUCACAUUUGCGACACCUUGGUCUUGGUGGGAAUGAACUCAUUGGAGCAAAUCCUUUCCAAUGCGCAAAUGUUGAAUGGCUAUUAAAUCUCUCUUAUUUGAGAUAUCUUGACUUGAGUGAUGUUCAAAGUCUCAGCAAUACUUGUCAUCACACCUUUCAACUCCUAGCAAAGCUUCCAAUCCUUGAAAAGUUAUAUCUAAAUGAUUGUAACCUUACUGAUGACAACAUCCCUGGAUUAUCUGAUUCUUACAUGAACUUUUCCACUUCUCUCACUGUCCUACAGCUUUCUCAUAAUCACUUGACAUCAUCAAAGAUAUUUCAAUGGAUGCUUAACUACACCUCCAAUCUUCAACAGCUCUACCUUGAUAAUAACUUGUUAAAAGGUACUAUUCCUAAUGAUUUUGGAAACACUAUGCGUUCACUUGUAACUCUCGCUCUCAUGGGGAAUCUACUAGAAGGAACGAUCCCAAAAUCUAUUGGAAAUAUAUGCACCUUGCAGGAAUUUGCCGCUGACGACAACCAAUUGAGCGGAGAGAUUUCAGAAUUUAUCAUCCAUAAUAACAUUUCCCAAUGCAUGCAAAAUUCAUCUUCCUUACAAGUUAUAUGGUUGUCGAAUAAUCAGCUUUCAGGCAUGUUACCUGACCUUUCAAGCCUCUCUUCUUUGAGACUCCUGUAUCUUUACGGGGAAAUACCAAUAGAAAUGGAGUACUUAUUUGGAUUGACUUCCUUAAAUUUGUCAAGGAACAAUCUCAGUGGAGAAAUCAUUUCAAAAGUAGGAAACUUAAAGUCACUUGAAUUUCUUGAUCUGUCAAGAAACCAUCUUUCAGGCAGAAUUCCUUCAAGUCUAGCUCACAUUGACCGUCUGACUAUGUUGGAUUUGUCAAACAAUCAGCUCCAUGGAAAAAUUCCAAUUGGAACACAGUUGCAGACAUUUAAUGCUUCAAGUUUUGAAGGUAAUUCUAAUCUGUGUGGAGAACCCCUUGUUACAAAAUGUCCUGGAGAAGAGACGUCAAACCGUCAAGUGCCAACAACUGAUGCUGGAGAUCACAAUUCAAUAUUUUUGGAAGCAUUAUACAUGAGCAUGGGCAUAGGAUUCUUCACUAGUUUUGUUGGCUUUGUAAGCUCAAUAUUGUUACUACCUUCUUGGAGAGAAACUUACUUCAAAUUCUUGAAUACUUUGAUAUUGAAACUCUUCAUGUGGUGGAAGCAAUGA